UUUGUUUCAGUUCGUUUAACGAAAUCAAAAGAGAAUGAGGUGUUGGUCGGACGAUCGCGGCAUGAUCGCUUUCAUGAUAGCAGCGAUAAUAGCCAUAUCGAUAUCAGUGCAACCAGUUUCCACCGCUAAUAUUCUUGGUGUAUUUCUCAGUCCGAGUCCCUCACAUUUAAUUGUACAUAUGUCAAUUAUGAAAACACUGGCUGAACGUGGUCACAACAUAACAGUKGUCUCAAGUUUAAAACCGAAAGUCUAUCAUCCCAAAAUACACAACAUCAUUAUUGAGCCGUCGGAAGCGCGUCAAAAGGAAAUGAAUGAGGAAUUAUCCGACUUGGGAGUAAAAAGGCAAAACCCCAUUGUUAUGGUGAUGAAAUUCUUGAGAGCUGACAAUGUUAUGAUCACAUUGCAAUUGGAUAUUGUUAAGAAUGAAAAAUUUCAACAAAUCUAUAACAACAAAUAUGAUUUGGUUAUAAUGGGAUAUUUUAUGAAUAACUUCCAAUUCAUCGUUCCGGCCAAAUUGAAUUGCCCUAUGAUACUCAGUUGGACUGGCCAACCGAUGGAGAUGGUAAAUCAUUUUGUUGGAGUACCGAAUGAAGUAUCGUAUGUUCCGUCUGUAUUUACUCCUCAUAAAAACGGUGAAAUUAUGAGUUUUGGAUCACGUCUGCUAAAUUUUGUAUCGAGUGGUUUGUUGCGUUUAGCUACCAAUAUCAUGGAUAUUUCAUUUGCGGCAUAUUACAAAGAGUUAGCAGCCGACGAUGCGGCACUACGUACAUAUUCAGAGAUGAAAGAGAACGUAUCCUUAAUAUUUUGUAACAGCCAUUUCAGUGAGGGGCCCAUACGGCCGAUGGUACCUGGUAUGGUAGAAAUCGGUGGCAUACAAAUAAAGGAGAAGGCAACGCCUUUACCUAAGAUUAUUGAUCACUUUUUGAAUGCCUCCAAAACAAAUGGAGCAAUACUCUUUAGUUUGGGUUCAAACAUGAAAAGUUCCAGCAUGCAACCAGAGACUGUUAGUAUAAUUUACAAAGUACUCUCCUCGUUGGAACAAAAUGUGGUUUGGAAGUGGGAAAAUUUGGAAAAUACCCCUGGCAAUGCCUCAAAUAUACUCUACCAAAAAUGGUUACCACAAGAUGAUAUACUCGCCCAUCCUAACCUUAAGCUUUUCAUCACACAUGCCGGAAAGGGUGGAAUGGUGGAAGCGACUUAUCACAGUGUGCCUAUGAUUGCAAUGCCAAUAUUUGCUGAACAACCCGCGAAUGCUGCUAAAAUAGUGUCUUCCGGUUUUGGCGUACAAGUAGACAUUUUAAAUUUGAAAGAAAAUGAAUUCAGAGACGCCAUAUUUGAAGUGCUUCAUAACUCAAUAUAUCGAAAUAAUGUGUAUCGAUUUUCAGAAUUAUAUCGAAAUCGUCCAUUGACUGCUAGAGAAACUGUUAAUUUUUGGGUUGAAUAUGUUAUACGUCAUCAUGGAGCUGCACACAUGCAAAGUCCACUGAUUCAUUUGAAUUUUAUACAGUCGAAUAGCUUGGACGUUUUAUUAGCUAUAUUGAUAACACUUUAUUUGCUGUGGAAGUUGCUGAAAUUUUCUUGUAAGCUUUUAAGUAAAUUAGUACGUUCAGCUAAAGGAAAGCAAAAGGCAGGACAUUCAAAGAAAUCCAAAAAGGAAUAAGCUUAUAUUUUAUAUUUUCGGUAGCUUCAGUUUAGGAGCUUUAAUAAACCAUGGAAUUGGAUAUGAAAAAAUUCUGGAUUGAAAUAUUUAAUAAUUUCUUUCAUUAAUAAAUGCUCAAAAAUA
Messenger RNA from Bactrocera latifrons, 1783 nucleotides. RefSeq names its product UDP-glucuronosyltransferase 1-6-like. The transcript has 3 exons. The record is from RefSeq and is a predicted model, not a curated record. Gene Ontology annotation, molecular function: UDP-glycosyltransferase activity. Bases 35 to 1660 code for a protein of 541 amino acids. NCBI's taxonomy places the organism in Eukaryota, Metazoa, Arthropoda, Insecta, Diptera, Tephritidae.